UUAUUUCAUUUUAUCUUCAUCGAUGGAUAAGACAGUGAGACUGUGGCAUAUUUCGAGAAGAGAGUGCCUUUGCUGUUUUCAGCACAUAGAUUUUGUCACCGCCAUAGCAUUUCAUCCAAGAGAUGAUCGUUAUUUUUUAAGCGGGUCCUUGGAUGGAAAACUGAGACUAUGGAAUAUACCAGAUAAGAAAGUUGCUCUGUGGAACGAGCUUGAUGGGCAGACAAAGCUUAUUACAACGGUCAGUUUUUGUCAAAAUGGCAAAUUUGCCGUAAUAGGUUCUUAUGAUGGACGAUGUAUUUUCUAUUAUACCGAACAAUUAAAAUAUUACACACAAAUCCACGUACGUUCCACUAGAGGAAAAAAUGCACAGGGUCGAAAAAUUAGUGGAAUCGAACCCAUGCCAGGAGAAGACAAGAUUCUAGUCACUUCUAAUGAUUCUCGUAUCAGAUUGUACGACCUGUGUGGUCUCACUCUGUCUUGUAAAUAUAAAGGUUACGUCAAUGUUAGCAGUCAAAUCAGAGCAAGUUUUAGUCAUGAUGGUAAAUAUGUCAUAAGUGGUUCUGAAAAUCAAUUUAUAUACAUCUGGAAAACUCAUCAUGAUUAUUCAAAGUUUUCCUCAGCCAGGAGAGAUCGUAAUGAUUACUGGGAAGGAAUUAAAGCUCACAAUGCAGUAGUAACGACUGCCGUUUUUGCUCCGCAUCCUCAUCUGAUUUCUUGUCAGUUGGACCAAAACGAACAGCACUGUAGUACAACCGAUGGCUGUUAUGUAAUUGCCAGUGCAGAUUUCAGUGGUGCUAUUAAAAUAUUUAUAAAUAAACCAAAGACAAAGUCUUCUGGUGCAACGGAAAUGCCUGCAUCCUAGUCUAUUAGUAAUAAUAUCCAAACAUUCUGUACAGAUAUGUGUAUUAAUUAAUAAUGCAAUUCAAGCUAAAAAAUUCUGUAAAUUUAAAUAAUUUUGAAUGUUAAAUUAUGGCAUUGUGAAAAAUUUAUGUAAAUAUAUUGCAUAUUUAGUACAUACUGCAGCUUUUUAUAUACAUUGCUGAACAAAAAUAUAACUGGGCUGGUUUUUGUUAAUA
This is a messenger RNA of Centruroides sculpturatus (bark scorpion), 1076 nucleotides long. RefSeq names its product WD repeat-containing protein 44-like. The transcript has 6 exons. The record is from RefSeq and is a predicted model, not a curated record. Gene Ontology annotation, molecular function: protein binding. NCBI's taxonomy places the organism in Eukaryota, Metazoa, Arthropoda, Arachnida, Scorpiones, Buthidae. The coding region runs from base 23 to 862 and encodes 279 amino acids.